Molecule: messenger RNA, 1875 nt
Organism: Pristis pectinata (smalltooth sawfish)
Lineage: Eukaryota; Metazoa; Chordata; Chondrichthyes; Rhinopristiformes; Pristidae
Gene: slc23a4
Product: solute carrier family 23 member 4
Exons: 12
Coding region: 1-1875 (624 amino acids)
Biological process (GO): transmembrane transport
Cellular component (GO): membrane
Molecular function (GO): transmembrane transporter activity
Source: RefSeq, a predicted model, not a curated record
AUGUCCAUUGAGAACAGGAAUCUGCUUACAAAUGACAUCUUGCUGUACAAUAAGGAAACUAAUCCAUUCAAAUGUGUAUCUCUGCUCAAAGAGGACAUCAAGAAUGAAGAUGGAAGCACACAUCACACCAGCACACUGGAGAAAAAUGGAAACAAAAGACCUCCUUCAUCUAAGGAAAGAGCAAACAAGAUGCUGUAUCUUGUCACUGAUAAUCCCCCCUGGUACUUAUGCAUCCUUCUUGGCACUCAGCAUUACCUGACGGCUUUGGGCGGAACAGUAGCCAUUCCCCUCCUUCUGUCUCGGGAGAUCUGUUUGCAACAUGAUUACCUCACCCAAAGCCACCUUAUUAGCACCAUAUUCUUUGUGUCAGGAAUCUGCACACUACUUCAAGUUCUUUUUGGGGUCAGGUUGCCCAUUAUUCAAGGAGGGACUUUUGCGUUCCUAACACCUACUUUGGCCAUGCUGUCCUUGCCCAAAUAUAAAUGCCCAGAAUGGACCUUCAACAAGACAAUGGUCAAUGCCAGCGACCCUAACUUCAUUGAAAUCUGGCAGACACGCUUACGAGAGAUUCAGGGAGCAGUUAUGGUGGCAGCCUGCUUCCAGAUAUUUGUGGGAUUUUCUGGUUUGAUUGGAUUUUUAAUGCGGUACAUUGGUCCUUUAACCAUUGCUCCGACCAUCUCACUGAUUGGACUUGCCCUGUUUGAUUCAGCAGGCAAUGAUGCAGGGGUCCAUUGGGGAAUUUCAGGCAUGACUACAGGUUUCAUCGUAAUAUUCUCCCAAUAUUUGCGGAAUGUGCCAGUACCUUUUCCUGCUUUUAGUAGGAGUAAAAAGUGCCAUAUUAAUUGGCUGAACAUUUUCCAAAUGUUCCCGGUGCUCUUUGGGAUUGUAGCUGCAUGGGUCAUUAGUUUUGUACUGACACUUUGUAACGUCUUUCCUGAUGAUCCUGAUGCUUAUGGAUAUUAUGCAAGAACAGACAUAAAAAGUGAUGUUAUCAGUCGUGCUGAAUGGUUUCGCAUUCCAUACCCUGGGCAGUGGGGAUUACCAACUGUCAGCCUGGCUGGUACCUUUGGAAUUCUGGCUGGAGUGAUCUCUUCCAUGAUUGAGUCUGUCGGAGACUAUCAUGCCUGUGCCCGGCUCUGUGGUGCUCCUCUUCCUCCAAAAGAAGCAAUUAAUCGAGGCAUUGGCAUAGAAGGAAUCGGUUGUCUUUUGGCUGGAGCUUGGGGUACAGGCAAUGGAACGACCUCUUACAGUGAGAAUGUUGGCGCUCUGGGUAUCACCAAGGUGGGGAGCCGAAUAGUUAUUCUCACCAGUGGAUUAUUAAUGCUUUGUGUGGGAAUGUUCGUAAAACUUGGAGCGAUUUUUAGCACCAUCCCACAACCAGUAAUUGGUGGAAUGUUGAUGGUGAUGUUUGGAAUUAUUACAGCUGUUGGAAUUUCAAAUUUACAGUUUAUUGAUAUGAACUCUUCAAGAAAUAUCUUUAUAUUUGGAUUUUCCAUGUUUGCUGGCAUGGUCAUACCCAACUGGGUCAACAAGCACCCAGAUUCUCUAAACACAGGAGUACUUCCAAUAGAUCAAGUCAUCCGUGUACUCUUAACCACCAGUAUGUUUGUUGGAGGAUUUUUUGGUUUUUUUCUGGAUAACACUAUACCAGGUACAGAGAAAGAACGGGGUAUAGUCACUUGGAAGCAAUCUCUCUGUGCUGAUGUUGAUAAUGUAGCAGCUGAAAGUGACUGCUACAAUUUACCUUUUGGCAUUGGCACCAGGUGUUGCACUGGUGCCUGGAGGAGAUAUAUCCCCUUCUGCCCAAAGCCAAAACCUCCUGAGGAGGAGGAGAUGGAAGUGAACACUGAAAUUCAAAAUGAAACUCCAUUUUAA